CUCAGCGGAAACUUUCACGCGUAUAAAACGCUGCGCCCGCCGGCCGCCGCGUCCAGUCCGCUCGACAUCCGUUACCUGCGCAGAGGCAUGCGCGCGCGAACACGCGAAAACGAAAGUGUGAUCACAGGUGAUCCAAAUUAGACUGUGCCAUUGUGAUUGUGAACUCUGGAGCGGUGACCGGAGCUGUGAUAUUCUCCUGUAACCUGUGACAGUUGCGACCGUGUCUGAAAACACCUGGGAAGGUUUUCAUACACGCUUGCAAGAAAUAUAUGAAACCAAGAUAACCUUUCGCCGCUGUACUGCUGGACUGUGAACAUGAAAAGGAUCAGGUUGUUGCUGACGGUCGUGGCGCUCCUAAUAAAGGAUUCAACAUGUGAGCCCCCCGUGGAUUCGGCAUCGUUACCACUGGAACAUCGAGGGGGCGGCGGUUAUGGACCACCCCUACCACCUGCACACUCAGACGACCCAUGGCCUCUUGCGACACCAGACAGCCCCAAAAUAAAACAUCUCCAAGUGCAAUGCGAAAAGACACACAUGCGGGUCAACAUCGAAUUCGACCGUCCUUUCUACGGCAUGAUAUUCUCGAAAGGAUUCUAUAGUGACCCCCAUUGUAUGCACCUUAAACCUGGCACGGGGCAUCUAAGUGCAACCUUUGAAAUUUUUCUCAACAGCUGCGGCAUGUCGAGCUCGGCCAAUCACAAUGUAGCCACUUAUGGAAGUCCAACGCCCAGCGGCUCAUACGUUGAAAAUACUAUCAUUGUUCAAUACGACCCUUACGUUCAAGAAGUAUGGGAUCAAGCACGAAAAUUGCGAUGCACGUGGUACGACUUCUACGAAAAAGCAGUUACUUUCAGACCUUUCCAAGUGGAUAUGUUGCAUGCGGUUACGGCUAACUUUCUCGGUGACAACUUGCAAUGCUGGAUGCAAAUACAGGUCGGUAAAGGCCCUUGGGCCUCAGAAGUAUCAGGAAUUGUAAAAAUAGGGCAAACGAUGACAAUGGUGCUUGCAAUUAAGGACGACGAAAAUAAGUUUGAUAUGUUAGUCCGUAACUGUGUAGCUCACGACGGCAAAAGGGCACCGAUACAAUUGGUCGACCAGUAUGGAUGCGUAGUCCGACCCAAGAUUAUGAGCAAGUUCCAGAAAAUAAAGAACUUCGGUCCUUCUGCAUCGGUGGUAUCUUUCGCUUACUUCCAAGCUUUUAAGUUCCCUGACUCAAUGAAUGUUCACUUCCAGUGCGUAAUCCAAGUAUGCAGAUACAACUGUCCUGAACCGAAAUGCAACCUUGGUGCAGAUUAUGGUGUUCCUCUUCUUGGUGGAAAUUCAUUAAGUGCAGGAGAAUAUGGCGUACCAAACUCACCACAUGCAGAAUAUGGACCACCACCUGCUCCACACUCUGAGUAUGGCGUACCACCAGCGUUCCCUGACCCGCGUCAUCCAGCAGACGCCACUGGAUCGUUUUCGGAAAAGCGUGAUGACGCCGUACCUCCUCCACAAGCACAGGUUUCUUCGACACCUAAUGCACCUAGUCCAUCAUCACCAGCCCCCGCUCGGGAAGAAGACGAGGUGAAUCUUCCACCUCCACCGCCUCCUGGCCGCCGUGGAGUAUAUAACACCGUCAAAAGGAAAGAUGAAGUCCACGGCAAUCUCGCGACUUUAGGAGGACGUCCACGCUCAGUGGAGGACUUACCAGAAAGACUCGUAGGCGUAAGGAGGCGGCGAGAGACAUCCACACCUACGCGCAUCUACAAGCGUGACGCACAAGAGAUGACCGACGUAAACACAAGUCGAAUCAUCCAAGUGGUCGCCCCGGGCGAUGUUAAUUUCGCAUUGAACAAUGCUGCAGGCAACGAGACGGUGGUUAUACAGUCUCCAGCGACGGAUCCGGAGACGAUAUGUAUGUCAGUACCGUCUUUCGUUGCGGGCCUGGUGAUGUUACUAUUAGUCUUGGUGGUGUCUUCGUUGGUGGCUGCGUUCUUGUUCGUGCGAGUGCGAGCGCUCGACAGGAAGGGCGCACACGGAGCGGCGGCGUACUACGAAACGGAUUACGUGAAGCACACAAACUAGACGCAGAGCGUGCGAGUGUGACGCGAGGACGUUCCAAAAACUCUUCUCGGAUCCAAAGAGCGUGCGCGCUUCGGCCCCGGCCGGACGGCGCCGCCGCUGUCGCGGUCGCGAUCGAAGCAAGGUGACAUGUGACUUAUUUAUUUAGUAAUUUAGUGAGUGUGAUGUAUAUGUUCGACUGUUGUUUUGUAAAUUAUUUUAUUCGUGUGAAAAGCACUCCCUGUACUGCCUUUAUAGUCGAUACGUCUGUUGUAAUUUUGUAAAGAGUCGUAAGUAAGGUAAUAGAGAUAAGGAAGUUGUAUACCAAUUAAAAAGUGUCGCGUGAG
Chilo suppressalis (striped riceborer) is the source of this 2387-nucleotide messenger RNA. The record is from the annotation of a GenBank genome assembly. NCBI's taxonomy places the organism in Eukaryota, Metazoa, Arthropoda, Insecta, Lepidoptera, Crambidae.